UUGCUGACUAUUUGCAGUUUUUCACUGAUUAGGAGAGGUUUGCUACUGAGCAACAGUGCGUUUUUGUACCGAGCAACACAGCACUUGGCUUGAAAAUUUCUCUUCGUGCAACAUUGGAAAUUUCAGAGCUUUUGUCCUCGACAUGUAAUUUUCAGUAUAUGAUGACUGCUCGUCUAAAUCAAGAUGCAUUAGAGAGAUUUUUUGGCAUGAUGCGGAAUGCCGGUGGGUCAAAUGAUCACCCUGACUCCUUGGUAUUUUUGCACAUUUUUAAGCUGAUUGGCACGUACUCCCUUAUCAAGCCACCAAAGGGCAGCAAUGUCACUGGAGCUGAUCUUUUGCAGACUCUGAUGAAGCCUUCAGAUGUUAUGAAUUCUGAAUUUCCGUGUGAGAAAGACUCAUAUUUAUCAAAACUGGAUGAAAUCAUAACCAAAGGACACUUGGGAGAAAUACCUGAAUUACUUCAAAACAAAACUGUGACUCAAACCAAAUCCUACCAUCCUCUAUAUGACCAAUUCAUAUUCUCUUUCAGAUCAAUCGGAAUAUGCAAUUCCGGGUACAUUGCAAGAAAAUCUUAGCGAUUUACAACUUGUACAAACUGCAUAAAUUUUUGACCGGCAGUAAUUUUGGCGUUACAAAUAAAUUAAUUCAGUUGAAGAGUAAAAGGUACCUGUUGACUCCAUCUGAAGGCGCCAUCUGAAAGCCUAUUUGAUUUAAUUUUGUUAUUGGAAAACACUGCAUUGAAAGUCAUACGAACUAGUUCUUUGUAGGAACUUUUUCGGAAAUUCUCGGAGAAUUUGAACUGUGCUCCAGUAUUUCACUUGUUGGAUGUGAAUUACAUCAACUACACUUGACAAAAACAAUUGCAAAUUUCUUUUUUAUUACAAAAAUGCAUUUUUUUUUUUUUUUGCAAUAGGGAAAACAUGAAUGAUAACCGAGUAAAAGAAUUCAGCAGAGAAUGCAGAAAGAAAUCUUAAAUUGUCCUAAAAGAGAUCUGGUUCCAAACGUGCUUUGUACAGAUGUUAUACAGCCUUGUAGUAAUGAUAUUUCAGAAAUUGUUUUAAAAUGAUGCUCUCCAGUUUGUUUAACUUUCUUAAAAAGUUCAUGGUUUUUUUUAAUCCUUCUCAAUAAAAGUUUUUUAAAGCAAAAGAUUUUUGUAAUUUCUUAUUACAA
Uloborus diversus is the source of this 1170-nucleotide messenger RNA. RefSeq lists its product as uncharacterized. The coding region runs from base 159 to 575 and encodes 138 amino acids. The transcript is spliced from 2 exons. The record is from RefSeq and is a predicted model, not a curated record. NCBI's taxonomy places the organism in Eukaryota, Metazoa, Arthropoda, Arachnida, Araneae, Uloboridae.